UUCAAGCAGUGGUGCGGCUUGCCAGCCGUACCGUGCCCGCCCGUGCUGCGCCGCCGUGAGUUGCCAUUUGGCUCCGUGCUGCCGGCGGCCCAGCCGCGACCGCUCUGUUUUGUCGCCCAGCAGACGAUUCCCGUUGUCGACGUUAUUUGCAGUGGCGUGCGUGUGAAGCAGAAGUGCGUCGGACUUCCCCGCGCUGAGGACGGCGUGCUGCACCCCGUGGGCGACGGCGGCGAGGUCGGAGUCCGUCGUCUUAUCGCGAGGCGAGGACGCGGUGACAGAGCCUUCUAACCUCACUUUACCGGCUGACGGCCUGUCGGCAGGGCCCAGCGCGCUGUUUACCUACAUUGCGCAAGGGACUUUAACAGUGUGGGACUCCUGGCGGCGGCCCCGGCACCUCGGCGUCGACGCCCCUUGCCCUGCCUGGUGGAACCCGGGCCGGCGGCACUUCGGGCCGGCGCGGUCCGAGUGAUUCAUCGGGACAAAGAGUGGUGCAAGAGGUCCUUUGUGUCCGGCAGGACAUCGUCAGGACCACGUCAGGACUCCGGCAGGACCCUGGACACGCGGACCAGGACUCGCAGCAAGUGUCAGUGAAGUGCCAGUGUAGUGACAGUGCGGUGUCAGCGCCAUGAUCAAGUGGCAGUGAAAUUCAAGUGAUGUUUGUGGAGUGACAGUGAUUGUGUACAUCAUGACAAUGUGUUUCUAAGUGAAUCGCUUCAAGCUAAUCAGUGACCAUGGCUUGGUGCAAGAAAGUGUGGCGAGAGGAGCUGCUCCAGUUGGCCCUCCUCCUCAGCCUGCUGGGUGUAGACAGGGACCUGUACCGGAGGAACUCGGAGUUCCACCCUGUGCGAAUAGGCAUUGACGAUGUGGGUGGAGGUGUGCGAUUUGAGAAUGCGCAGUUUAACAACCCUUUCAACAACCGGAUUGGACGGAUGCAUCCCAAGAGUCUGGAUUCUGUGCUGCUGAAUUAUGAGAGGGACUUGAUGGAAGAUUUAAAUGCCCUUGGGAGAUACAACAGAAUAGAGCCGCUAAACCACAACGUGACAGCUUAUGUUUUGAAUGUGGAUGUGGGGAGCGUCAGGCUUGGAGCUCUCAGUUCUGCUGGAAACACAGAACCUGCUGAUCCAGCACCAACUACAGCUUCUCCACCAGGAUCGGAAUUAACCCAAGAGGACAUGGACCUGAUCGAGGUCCUGUGGAAGCAGGACGUGGACUUGGGCUUCUCGCUCGAGUACUACAACCACAACAACAAUAACAACAACAUCAACAGUCCGGUCGCGGAGAAGCACUCGGCCUCCAAUGACUCGUCGCCGGAGCCCUCGGCGUCGCAGAGCGGCACCAGCGACGAGCUCGAGAAGAUCAAGAUCCUGAACGAGCUGAACGCGCCGGAACCGGGCAAGGAUGGCUGCCCCGCGGAGGUGGUGUGCAAGAAGGAGCGGCAGGACAGCGACGACGAGCUGGACCCCUGGGCCGGCCUGCCCUACACCGUGGACAGCGAGACAGGGGAGUACGUGGUCGCCGCCGGGUCGGACUCCGACGCUGACCCCCAGAGCUCCGGGGCGAGGGCCUCGCCGUCGUCGUCGACCUCGUCGCUGGCCUCGUUCGGCCGCCGGCGCCAUGACGACGCCACGGUGCCCGACCUCCACUACGACGGCGACGUCUCGGACCACAGCCGCCUGUCGUCGGCCAGGUCCACGGCCUCGGCCUCCUCGUCGUCCAACGUCCAGGAGGACUUCCCGCUCGACGACGACCCGCUGCGGCUGUUUGAGCUGGAGGAGGACGCGUUUUCGCCCGACUUCAACCACGACGAGCUGGACCUGCUGACGCAGUUCGGCGGCUUCGGCGACCUCAUGGACGAGGACGCAGACGACGAAGCGGAGGCGCGACCGCGGGCAGCGGGCCGCGCGCCGUACGGUCGCGCCGUGAGCAUGGAGCAGCGCUGGCAGGACUUGGCCAACUUGCUAAGCCUGCCGGCCGGCCAACAGCAGGAGAUGCAGGCCCACGGGCCCGUGCCGCCGCACCACCAUCACCACCACCAUCACCACCACCACCACAUCCACGGUGGUGCGGCCGGCGCCGCGCCGCAGCCCCUGGGCGCGCACCACCCCCAGCACUACGGCUAUGACGGCGUCCACGCCGGCGCGUCCCCCGCGCGCUCCGUGGUCCUGCACAACGCCACCCUGGCGCCGCCCGUCGGCGACCUCAACAGCUCCAGCGUGUACUCCGGCCUGUCCAUGGGCUCUGCGGUGGCGCAGUCCAUGAACCUGACCAACAGCAGCGAGCCCAUGGGCGACGGCUCGCCCACCAGCGCCUUCAAGAUGGAGCCGCCCCACGACAUGCUGUACUACCAAAACUCCUCGUCCGGCACCGAGAUGGGCCAGCUGGCGCCGCUCAACACCACGACGGAGGGCUUCUUGUCGUCCAUCCUCAACGACGAGGACCUCCAGCUCAUGGACAUGAUGAACGACAGCAUGUACCCCCUGCGUAUGCUGGACGGGGCUGCGGGGGCCGUGGGCGGACCGGGCCCGGGGGCGGUGCUGCCGGGGGCGGCGUCGGGCCUGAUGGGCGCCACGCAGGUGUCGCAGGCGUCGCAGGCGCAGAGCGACGAGCGGCUGGACGCGUCCAGCGACAGCGCCGUCAGCUCGAUGGGCUCCGAGCGCGUCGCGUCGCUGUCCGACGGCGGCGAGUGGAUGGACGCGAGCUCGGACUCGGAGCACUACCAGAUGGACGGCAAGUACCGCCCGGCCGGUAGCAGCCUGGCCAGCCACCACCCCAACGAGUACAGCGGGUACUCGCCGCACCGCGCCGCGCCCGCCGGCGUCGCGCAGAAGAAGCACCAGAUGUUCGGCAAGCGCUACCUCCAGGGCGAGCCUGCCACCGGAGGACUGCCGGUCGGUCCUGCUCCCGCCAUGGCCACUCCGAUGCCGCUCAAGUUGGACUUCGGCGGCGAGGCGUCGCGGCCCGGCGCCAUGCCCGGCGCCAUGCCCCAGCCUCAGGGCCCUCAGGGCGGCGCGUCGGCGGCGCCCUCGGCCAGCGGCCUCGUCAUGAACGGCUCCGUGGCCUCGGGGCUGGGCGUGUCCGCCAUCGUGCCCUCCGGCGCCAGCGCCUUCAGCUCGCCGAUGUCGCUGGACGAGGAGGAGCAGCGCGCCCACGACAUCAAGUUCGGCUACUACGGCCACGAGUACCCCCGCCAGCACCAUGCUCGGCCUCCAAUGGAACCGGUGGCACACAACCACACCUACCAUUUGCCACCACCUCCGGAGAGCUCGGGCUCAAUUCAACGCCCCCUGCAAAGGGACAAGCCUUCCAAGUCACGCGACUCUCGCAGAAGCGACGAUGCACACUUGUCGCGCGACGAGAAGCGUGCGCGAGCUCUGAACGUACCGAUGGCUGUGGACGACAUCAUUAAUUUACCCAUGGACGAAUUCAACGAACGGUUAUCCAAGCAUGACCUUAGUGAAGCGCAAUUAUCUCUUAUCAGAGACAUCCGUCGCCGUGGUAAAAACAAGGUGGCUGCCCAGAACUGCCGCAAGCGCAAGCUUGACCAAAUUGUUUCUCUUGCCGAUGAAGUUCAGCAAAUGAGAAGUAGAAAGCAAAAGCUUCUUAGGGAACAUGACUACCUCAACAGAGAAACUGCACUUGCCAAGGAAAAGUUCAGCCAAUUUUACCGACAUGUCUUCUCUGCCCUGCGAGAUGCUGAUGGCAACCCUUACUCUCCGUACGAGUACAGCCUGCAGCAGGGCCCUGAGGGCAACGUAAUGUUGGUGCCCUUGUCUUCCUCCAGCCCUGCAGGGGCCAGCGGUCCCUCAGGCAUGGCGCUCGACUCAGCCCACCAGCAGAUGUCUCGCUCCAUGUCACAGUCGCAGUCUCUGUCAGAGGCAGCAGUAGCCCCACAACCUCACCCCCACUACGUCAGGUUGUCCAUGUCCUUGCCGCAGCAUUCACUGCAUCAACAUGACCGACUUAAAGACCAACAAGCUCAGCACUCGCAGCAGCACCCCCAUGCCCCCCACCCUCACCCCCACCACCCCCACCCCCAUCACCCUCACCACCCCCACCACCCCCAUCAUCCGCACCACCCACACUCGGAUCCCCAUCACAAGGAGUGAAGGGGAGGUUGGUGGUAUGCGGAGAAGUAUGAGUGAGUGAGUGUCUGUAUGUGUGUGAGUGUGUGAGUGAUUGUGUGAGUGGGCAUGGGAGGGUUUUAGUUUCAUUUUCAUUGUUGGUGUAACUGUCAAAUGGGUUUUCUGCUAAAAGUUGUAUCUGAACAUAUUAGUGUGCUACCUAGCUUAAAGCUCUAUAUGCACAUUUUUUUUUUUUGUUGUUGUUGUUGUUGUUUUGAAAAAAUGAGAAUCUUCUUUUCUCAAUCAUUUCUCUUUCAAAGUAAUUUUUAUUUUGUUCAGCAACUAAAGAGAAGUAAAUAGAAAAUUAUGUCUGUAGAUAAAAGACAUGUUUGGAACUCGUAACUAAUUCUGAGUAGAUGCAUUGAAUUUUUGACACUGGACUGACUGGUGGUUCUAAAACGGGUCAUCAUAGAUCUUGUGCAAUUUCUUCAAGAAAUUCUGCCAAGUUUUAGCUAUGUUUAAUUUAUGCAGUAAAAGAGCUUUCAGAUGCAUUGUUGUAGUGGCUUUCAAGUUUUAUCCACUUUAUUGUUUUAUCACCAGUGAAAAUGAUUUUUAAUGUCCUUAGCUGUGUUGAUGUUGUAGAGGCAAUGCAACCUUGUGAUUUAAUGACCUGCUUUUCAUGCAAGUCAGAAACAGCUCAAAGUGAAUGUGAUGUGAUGUUAAUAUUACUGUAACUCUCUAGCUAUGCUUUUGCUUUUAAAUUUAUCUCUUUGUCACACUAAAUUUGAAACAGACUUUUGUUUGUUUCCUUGGGAGGCACUUAUUUUUUAUGUUAAUUCUUGUGUCCUUCUGAUAUUGGCAUACAUGUAAAUUGAGAAACAAACCAAAAGAGGCAAAUCCCUUUUUACUCUUAACAUCUUUUUCUGCUUAUACUGUAACGAACUCAAAUUUAGUUGGGAAUAUGGUUAGCCUGUUUUGAUGUGAAUGUCUUCAUUCAGGAAUUUGUCCAAGUUUUUACUCUGAUUUGAGUAUUUAGUUUUGCCUUCAUUUAUUUCUUAGGAAGGGUAGUCUCAAAAUAAAUCAAAGUUUUCCUACCCUGUGGAAAGAAAAUGAACACAUUCUGAAAUUUUCCAAAUCUAUUGGAAUUUUACUGAUUCACCAAUUAUUUUUCAAAUAAUUGAUUGUUAAGUAUAUUGGCAGCAAUUUUUUUUUUUACUUUUGACUAAUUGAUGAUAGCAGUGUGCUUUGGGUGCUGAGGCUUUUAAUUAUGAUCAUGGCAUGCAGUUUGUUAAUGCAAAUGACAUUGCAUUUACAUCAUUGUAAAUUUGAUCUCAAAAGAAAUGCUUAGUACAAUAACUGUCCGCAUGCCAUGUAAUCCCUCCAUGUUUUUUUCCACUUCAAUUUUUCUUACUUUAGUCUGAGCCUAGCCUGCAUUAUAGUUGCCGUAGAUGAUGAGCCUUAUGUGGAAACUUAAUACCUUAGAUCGGUUAGAAAGUUAUGAAAUAAGAAGUCAGAGCUAUAAUGGGUGUCCAGCAAUCAGUUGCUAUUGAAUUUGGAUUAGCUCUCCAAAAGCAUCUCUGUUUCGGAAGUCAUUCACUAUACUACUAAAAUUGUGCAAUAGAUACGGUGCAAUGGAUCUUCCUCAGCAGGGUCUACGAAAUACACUUUGUUACCUUACUGAUACUAGUUUUUAUUUUGUCAUAGUUUUGGCUGCUAUUAGAAUUAUGUUUGGGUUGUAAACUCAUUUGUAUUCAUAUGUACAUAUUGUUAAUGAGAGAGAUUCUACCAGCCUUUUAUAUAUUUAUGUGUUAUGUAAGUUAUUUUCAGUGUGGAAAUAAUUUUUAAAAGAUAUUAGUGAACAAAAAUUAACAUCCAAAUUAACCUAGACAGGUGGAUGUCAAGUUGGUUUUCUUUACAGCAAGCUGAAGGUGAUGGUUGAGGUCAUGUUUGCUGCUUGGAAAGGGAAUUUGGCCCUCGUCUGCUUUGUACAUAAUGCAACGAUUGUGAAUAGAACAUAUUUUUACUACUAUCAAUCAUUAAGUGGAAUGGUGAAUGUAAAUAGUGUACAGAUAGCUUAUAUAUGUAUAAUUUUCUGCUGUCCAAUUUUCUCCCUUCUUUUUUGUAUGUAUAAAUAAAUGUAAAUUGAAAUUAUUAUAUUAAAUUGAGCGUUAACAGUUGUUAAUCACAUACAGGAGUGGUAGACUAUAUUUUUAUGGAAUGGGUUUCAAGAAAUUUUAUCUUCUACUGUACCUCUUUCACUCUCUUUGAGGGAACAAAAAUUCAAUCUGACUCAUUUACAGAGCAUCUUAGAAGGUUUAGUGAGUGUGUUUUGACUGCAUUGUUUAUUUACAAAAUUAAACAGACUUGUAAGGAAAAAUAAAACCAACUGAUCAAUA
Messenger RNA from Thrips palmi, 6457 nucleotides. It is a transcript of the gene cnc, whose product is annotated as segmentation protein cap'n'collar. Gene Ontology annotation, molecular function: RNA polymerase II cis-regulatory region sequence-specific DNA binding; DNA-binding transcription factor activity, RNA polymerase II-specific. Bases 732 to 4106 code for a protein of 1124 amino acids. The transcript is spliced from 14 exons. The record is from RefSeq and is a predicted model, not a curated record. Gene Ontology annotation, biological process: regulation of transcription by RNA polymerase II. NCBI's taxonomy places the organism in Eukaryota, Metazoa, Arthropoda, Insecta, Thysanoptera, Thripidae. Gene Ontology annotation, cellular component: nucleus.